GCGUCGGCUGCCUUGGCGGCGGGAGCCAUCGCGUCCGACUGAUGAUUUUCUUUCUUUGGGUGGGUUCUUCUCUUCCUCUCUCGUUCAAAAGCAGCGAGCGAUCAAGACAAAGGGUUCCGUUCUGAGGAUUUUCCCGACAAUGGUUCUUCUCAAAGGUCGGCGGCGACGGAAAGAUUUUUGCGUGGGCAAUGGCAGCGGUGGAGCGGUGCUGACGGUGCGACGUGCUGGCUUGGCUGGUGGCAGAGGCAGAGGCAGAGGCAGAGGCAGAGGGCUGGUGAUGAUGGCAGAAGCAAAAUUACGGAGGAUGACGGGGAGGGCGGCGCAGGUUUUUGGGCGGUGCUCUGGACGGACGGGCGAUGGGCUAAUACCUAAGGCUGGUGGUGAUCCGGCGUGGUGGUCAGGGGGUCUGGGGGCCUUGCGUGGAGCAGCAGCAGAGCAGCAGCAGCGGCGGCGGCGAGGCGACUCUCUGGAACUCUGGACUAGAUUAGCAAGGCCGGCGGUGAUAGUGUCAUGUCACGAAUGGUGCAUCGCGACCGCGGACACAGAAGGCGAAGGGGAGAAAAGAAAGGCGGCGGGAGGCGGAGGCAUUUUCAUUUUCUGGGGUUCUGUCUCGUAAGGUUCGGGCGCUUUUGGUCUCAUCCAUCGUUAUUGAUUUUUUUUUUUUUU
Trichoderma citrinoviride is the source of this 666-nucleotide messenger RNA. RefSeq lists its product as hypothetical. The record is from RefSeq and is a predicted model, not a curated record. NCBI's taxonomy places the organism in Eukaryota, Fungi, Ascomycota, Sordariomycetes, Hypocreales, Hypocreaceae. The transcript has a single exon. Bases 140 to 616 code for a protein of 158 amino acids.